Molecule: messenger RNA, 1883 nt
Organism: Apis mellifera (honey bee)
Lineage: Eukaryota; Metazoa; Arthropoda; Insecta; Hymenoptera; Apidae
Product: probable cytochrome P450 6a13
Exons: 5
Coding region: 268-1770 (500 amino acids)
Molecular function (GO): heme binding; oxidoreductase activity, acting on paired donors, with incorporation or reduction of molecular oxygen; monooxygenase activity
Source: RefSeq, a predicted model, not a curated record
UCGAACAAAUUCAUUAACGUUGUUUAAACAUUGUUUGAACAAAUAUAAAGAAACAAUCAUUUUAGUGAGUUUUCAAAUAAUUCAUAAAACAAUUUAUAUAUAAUAAAUAAUAAAUUCUUAUAAGUUAAUUUAAUAAUGAUUUAAAUAUAAAUUAAUUUAAUAAUAAAAAAAAUAAUUCAAAUAUUCAUUUCGAUUUUUCUAAAAUCAAAAUUAUUGCUAACUGAAAAAAAAAUUCUUUGCGUCGCAUAAUACACAAAAUCCAAAAAAAUGUAUAUUGGUUUCGAAAUUAUUUAUGGAAUAGUGAUAGUGUUUAUUGCGUUUUACUACUAUUUAACAAUUAAUAAUAAUUUUUGGAAACAUCGUGGAAUAUCUGGACCAAAACCCGUGUUGGGAUUUGGCAAUAUGAAAAAGAUAAUAUUAGGAGAGGAAUCGAUGUCACAAUAUCUCACAAAGCUGUACCAUAAAUAUAAGAACGAAUCUAUGAUUGGAAUAUUUAGACUAAGAACACCUGCCCUAAUCAUCAAAGAUCCAGAUCUCAUAAAAAUUGUUUUGAUUAAAGACUUUUCAAAAUUCAUGAAUAGAGGAUUAUUGCCAAUUAUCUCAACAGAACCAAUAUCCCAUCAUCUUUUCGCGUUAGAGGCAGAAAGAUGGCACCCACUAAGAAAACAUCUUACAUCAGGAUUUACAAGUAACAAACUUAAAGGAAUGUUCUGCAUGAUUCACGAGUGUUCUAAGCAUCUCGUAAACUAUUUGGAUAACUUAGUAAGAAAAGAAGAACCUGUCAAUGUGCGAGAAGUUGCCGCCAAAUUUACUACAGAUGUCGUCGGAAACUGUGGUUUUGGCGUAGAAAUGAAUUCAUUGUCAGAAAAAGAAAGCGAAUUUCGGCGACUUGGAAAAAGUAUCUUUAACACAAAUUUGCAGAAAAUAAUAAAAGAUAGAAUCAGAGAAUUGACGCCACAGAUAUACAACUUUCUUCUUUAUAUACUGCCAUUAGAUGGAAUAUCGCCAAAAAUUCUGAAACUAAUGGAGGAGACAAUAAAAUAUAGAAAAAAAUAUGAUAUCUUUAGGCCUGAUUUUAUGAAUAUAAUAUUAGAACUUAAGAAACAUCCAGAAAAAAUUAACAUCGAUAUAACAAAUGAAUUAUUAGCGGCGCAAGUAUUUAUCUUUUUCGCGGCUGGCUUUGAAACUUCUUCAACAUUGAUAAGCAAUGCUCUUUAUGAACUCGCUUUGAAUCCUAAUAUUCAGGAUAAAUUACGAAAGGAGAUUAAAAAAUUUGAAUCGCAAAAUGAUGAAGAAUGGAAAUAUGAAACUAUUAGAAAUAUGGACUAUUUGGAAAAAGUAAUUCAAGAAACUUUAAGAAAAUAUCCACCUGUGCCAUUUUUGAAUAGAGAAUUAAUUGACGAUUAUACUUUUGAAAGUAAUAAAGUGACAAUUCCAAAAGGAUUAAAAAUAUGGAUACCCACUUACGCCAUUCAUAACGAUCCAGAUAUUUAUCCAGAUCCAGAUAAAUUUGAUCCUGAAAGAUUUUCAGAGGAUAAUAUAAAACAAAGACAUCCUAUGCAUUUUUUACCUUUUGGACACGGACCAAGAAAUUGCAUUGGUAUACGAUUUGCCGAAUAUCAAACAAAAAUUGGAUUGAUAAAUAUUCUUCGUAAUUUCAAGCUUGAUGUUUGCGACAAAACGUUAAUUCCUUAUAAACUUCAUCCACGUGGAUUAAUUUUAAUUCCUUUGACGGAUUUAUAUUUGAAGAUAACUAGAUUGACGAAUUAACGAUUUCUUUAUUUAAUUUAAAUAUUAUUAUUAUUGAGUAUAAAAUGGAUUAAUAAUAAAAAUAUGUAGAGAUAGUAUAUUCAACAAUGUAAAUAAAACAUAUGACAUUACAA